AGUCACAUGAGCGCUGUCCCGUGACGUGUGCGAGCAAAUAACGGGCGCGAGGCGUGUCACGGGCGCAGUGUUGUUAUUGGGCAGCGCCUCUUUCACAGCAUCCAACUCGCGACACACUUUAGUUUGAUCCGCCGGCUCGGCACGUCUCGUCUACAUCGGACCGUGUGCGGCGCAUGCGACCCGGGACGCCUUCCGGCAGAGACGCGCCGCUGGGACAGGCAGCGCUCAGCUGAUCGCCGACGGGACGCGCUGCGAGCCGGAAGCGGGGGACUGAGCAGACGUGGGGCUCGGAGAGCCUGUCAGUCAUGUCGAACGAACACACGCCCCUCAUCUCCUCGGGGAUGUGCGGCCUCUCCAUCGCCGCGGUGACAUGCGGCGCCGACGCCGACGCGGCGACUAAAGACCCCCGAAAGCUCAACACCUUCUUCGGGGUGAUGGUGCCGACCGUCCUCUCCAUGUUCAGCAUCGUCCUGUUCCUCAGGACGGGGUUCGUGGUCGGCCACGCGGGGCUGUUACAGGGUCUCGUAAUGGUGGUUGUAGCUUAUACCAUCAUAUCCCUCACAAUCCUCUCCAUCUGUGCCAUUUCCACCAACGGCGCUAUCCAAGGCGGUGGAGCCUACUACAUGAUAAGUCGAUCUUUGGGCCCGGAGUUCGGAGGAAGCAUCGGUCUCAUGUUCUUCCUGGCCAAGGUGUUCGCAUGUGGAGAAUACGUCCUCGGUCUCGUGGAGGCCGUUCUUGAUGUAUUUGGCUCAGAUCCUGAGUCCUCGGUGUCGGGGGGCGUGCGGGUGCUCCCUCAGGGCUACUGGUACACGGUGCUCUACUCCUCCGUGGUCCUCCUGCUCUGUCUGCUCGUGUGCCUGGUGGGCGCUCACAUCUACUCCCGCACGGCCUUCGUCAUCCUGCUGGUGGUCACCGUCUCGCUGCUGUCCGUCUUCGUCAGCUUCGUGGCGGUGCGGCCGCAGGUCUUCGUCAUCGCCCACCGGGGCCCCGGCAACCAGACCAGCCGCUACAACGCCAGCUACACGGGCUUCAGCGGCGCCACCCUGAGGAGCAACCUGGGCUCCGGAUACUCGCUGGACUACAGCACCGGCUCCGUCAUGUCUUUUGCCACCGUGUUUGCCGUCAUGUUCACGAGCUGCACGGGGAUCAUGGCCGGAGCCAACAUGUCAGGGGAGCUGAAGACUCCGAGCGUGUCCAUCCCCAAAGGCACCAUCGCCGCCGUCUUCUACACCUUCAUUGUUUACGUCCUGCUCUUCAUCAUGGUCAGCGCCACGUGUGACAGGACCCUGUUGAUUCAGGACUACGGGUUCUUCCAGAAGAUCAACAUCUGGUCACUGUUCGUCACCAUUGGGAUUUACUGCGCGUCCCUGUCGGCCGCCAUGUGCGCCAUGAUCGGAGCGUCUCGUAUCCUCCACGCUCUCGCUCUGGACCACCUCUUUGGUCUGCCGUUGGCGCCGGCUGCGGUCACGUCCAGCUCGGGGAACCCUUGGGUGGCGGUGCUGUACACGUGGGGCCUGGCGCAGUGCGUGGUGUUCGCAGGUCACCUGAACGCAGUAGCGAGCCUGGUCACUGUCUUCUACCUGCUCGCCUAUGCUGCGGUUGACUUGGCCUGUUUGGCUCUGGAGUGGGCGUCCGCACCAAAUUUCAGACCCACCUUCCAGCUCUUCUCCUGGCACACCUGCCUGCUCGGGAUCCUGAGCUGCUUGGUCAUGAUGUUCGUCAUCAACCCCGUCUACUCCUCGGGCAGCAUCGUCCUCCUGUUGCUGCUGCUGCUCUUCCUCCACUUCCGCUCGCCGACCAGCAGCUGGGGCUACAUCAGCCAGGCUCUCAUCUUCCACCAGGUGCGUAAGUAUCUGCUGAUGCUGGACGUGAGGAAGGACCACGUGAAGUUCUGGAGGCCGCAGGUGCUGCUGAUGGUGGCCAACCCGCGCUCUUCCUGUCAGCUCAUCCUGUUCGUGAACCAGCUGAAGAAGGGAGGGCUGUAUGUGCUGGGCCACGUACAGCUGGGAGACCUGGACUCGCUGCCGUCGGACCCGGUCCAGCAGCAGUAUAACUUCUGGCUGAGCCUGGUGGAUAAACUCGGGGUGAAGGCCUUCGUAGACCUGACGCUGUCUCCCUCCGUCCGACAGGGAACACAGCACCUGCUGCGCAUCACAGGCCUGGGUGGCAUGAAGCCCAACACGCUGAUCUUGGGUUUCUAUGACGGCUCCACUCCCGAAGACUUUUUCCUGCAAGAUCGCGCGUUCUGUGACUCGUCCAAGAAGCAAGGCAGCGAGGGCGAAUAUAACUUUGGGGUGGACUUGCCCUCGUUGCAGGCGCAUUUCCCACCGGUCCGGCACGUGGAGAGCCCGCGCUGGCUCUCGCCCGAGGAGUACGUCGGCAUCAUCUCCGAUGCCCUCAAAAUGAACAAGAACGUGUGCCUGGGCCGCUACUUCUUCCAGCUGGAGGGCGAGGGCAAAGACAGCAAGGUGGACGGCUCUGAGCGGACGAUAGACGUGUGGCCCCUCAACCUGCUGCAGCCGAGCAGCGGCGGCUACGAGGACGUGUGCAGCCUCUUCCUGCUGCAGAUGGCCUGCGUGCUCAACAUGUCCAGCAGGUGGCGCCACGCGAGGAUGCGGAUCUUCCUGAACGUGCAGACCGAGUCCGGGGACCAGGGAUGGGUGGUGAACGAGGAGACCUUCCGAGAGCUGCUGCGGAAGCUGAGGAUCAGGGCGUCCAUAAAGAUCGUGCCGUGGGACUCGGUGGUGGAGCGGCGCCAUGCGGAGCCGACGGGGGUUCGGGAUGAUGGCUUCGCGUCGGCGGUGAACUGUAUGUUGGUGGAGCACAGCUCGCAGGCUGCAGUUCGCUUCCUGUACCUGCCGCGGCCCCCCGCUGAGCGCAGCCAGUCACAGCAGUACAUCGACCAGCUGGACGCGCUGACCAGCGGUUUAGGACCCACUCUGCUGAUCCACGGGGUCACGCCGGUCACCUACACUGAUCUCUGAGCACGGGAGUUUCCUUCAUGUUUCCUCACUGAGUGUCAUGGCUGCUUAUUUAAAUGUACUGUAAAUUAGCUCAUACAGUAAUAUAUCGGGAGGGGGAUGUUUUGCACAGUGUGUAGCACCGGUCACUGUGCUCUCAGCUCAUACUGGUUUUUGACCAUUUGCUUAGUUUUCUCUUAUCAAGCUUAAAGAUCGAGCGAUUGCUGAGUCUGUGUCCAUGUUUUAUGUUGUGUCCUCUCAUAUACAUUCAUUAAACGAAACUAUGUGUCAAAUAAGCAAAGCGGUUACUAACUUUGUGUUUAUGUAUAUUGCAGUAAUUGUUCUGCUCAAUGAUUUCUGCUACAUUUCUACUGGUUGCUGGUCUAAGUGGCUCAAAUACGUUUUGUUCUUUAAUCGCACUGGCCUUAGAAUUUUUUUUCUCAUGCACUCAACAUAAAGUGUUUAUAUGUGUUCGCUUUUCACAAAGGGAAGCUUUUGCUACACGUGAUCUCGUCCUAACAUCUUCUCACUUGGGCAGAAAGGAGUCUUUUUAGCCCGACUGAAACCAGCUAUCACAUUUUUACUCAACACUAAAUUCACCAUAUUAACAGCCAAUAAAAUAUUACCCCACCUUU
Molecule: messenger RNA, 3595 nt
Organism: Betta splendens (Siamese fighting fish)
Lineage: Eukaryota; Metazoa; Chordata; Actinopteri; Anabantiformes; Osphronemidae
Gene: slc12a9
Product: solute carrier family 12 member 9
Exons: 14
Coding region: 306-2984 (892 amino acids)
Biological process (GO): chloride transmembrane transport; chloride ion homeostasis; cell volume homeostasis
Cellular component (GO): membrane
Molecular function (GO): potassium:chloride symporter activity
Source: RefSeq, a predicted model, not a curated record